AUGUCGUUCGAGGUUGCGAUUCACCUGACGCCGUACCCGGCAGCGUUCAUCAUCGAGCACGCCAAGCGCAAGAAGUACGCUGCGGGCUACAUCCUCGGCACUGUCAGGGCGGAGGAGAUCGUCAUCACAGACUUCAUUCCGCACACGCACAAGGAUACGGAGGUGCCGAACACGAAGGCCCACCGCGCGGAGCUGACGCGCCGGCGCGCCGCCAAGCGCCGCUACACGACGCAGGACCUCAUAGGCUGGUACUCGGCGGGGCAGCCUGGUGCGGACCUGACUGAGGAGGACUACCAGCUGUGGUGCAACGCGCCGUCUGUCAUAUUCCAGGGUCGCCACUGCCUUCACCUGCACUGCGAGAUGCCCCACGAAGAUGGGACGACGCCGACGGUGACGUGGACGGCCUCCGUCGUUUUCGAGGACCCUGCAGAUCGAACGCUGAAGCACAUCGACCACCGGGUCACCCUCGCCCCCAUGAACAACCUUGCCUCGGAUGUGAUGCUGAGCCACAUCACCUCCCUUCUCCUUUACAACGGUGGCCGCCCCUUCCCCCGUAGCAAGCUGCAGAACCUCGACGAGGUGGCGUACGUGGCCUCCAUCGACCACAAGUCCUCGACGGAGGCUGUGGACGAGGAGCAGCGCCGGCUGGAGCGCGCGGUGGCGGCGGCGCAGGAGAUCGUGGCCGGCGGCAGCGGAGGUGGCAAGGAUGAGCAUGAGAUGAUGACCGCCGUCGAGAACUUCCGCGCGAUUCGCGACGAGGCACUGAAGCGCCAGCGUGACCAGACCGGUCGCAUGGACUUCAACUCGCAGCAAUUCAAGGACGCCCUCAUGAUCAAGUGUGCUGCUACGAUCCUGCGCAGGGAGAUUGACCAGAUCGAGCAUCUCUCCACCGUGUACGGCGAAGAUGCCGCUCGCCGCAGCAAUGCCACCGGCGGUGAGAGCAACGAGAAGCAGCAGCAACCGGAGAAGCAGCAGCAGUAG
Molecule: messenger RNA, 981 nt
Organism: Leishmania mexicana MHOM/GT/2001/U1103
Lineage: Eukaryota; Euglenozoa; Kinetoplastea; Trypanosomatida; Trypanosomatidae
Exons: 1
Coding region: 1-981 (326 amino acids)
Molecular function (GO): protein binding; metallopeptidase activity
Source: RefSeq, a predicted model, not a curated record